Messenger RNA from Anastrepha obliqua, 321 nucleotides. RefSeq names its product cuticle protein 5.1-like. The transcript is spliced from 2 exons. The coding region runs from base 44 to 280 and encodes 78 amino acids. The record is from RefSeq and is a predicted model, not a curated record. NCBI's taxonomy places the organism in Eukaryota, Metazoa, Arthropoda, Insecta, Diptera, Tephritidae.
UUCUUCAACAAUACAACAGCAACCAAACAAUCAAACAAACAAAAUGUUCAAAUACUUUGCUCUCGUUUUCGUGGCCCUCUUCGCCUUCGCUGCUGCCGAGCCUAAGCCCGCUGUUGUCGCACCAUUGGCCUACUCUGCUCCAUUGGUUGCUUCGCCCUACGCCGCUGCCUACGCCUCUCCGUAUGCUGCUUACGCUGCUGCGCCUUAUGCCGCCUACGCUUCACCCUACGCUGCCUACUCCGCUUACCCAUACAGCGCCGCCUAUGUGCUCCGCAAGUAAAUGGAAUGUAGCAGAAGAACUGUGAUAGUGAUUGGAAUUGA